Molecule: messenger RNA, 1419 nt
Organism: Eutrema salsugineum
Lineage: Eukaryota; Viridiplantae; Streptophyta; Magnoliopsida; Brassicales; Brassicaceae
Exons: 1
Coding region: 1-1419 (472 amino acids)
Source: RefSeq, a predicted model, not a curated record
AUGGCGGCCCUGAUGAGCCACAGGUUUGUUCCAGCACAAUAUAACCGGGAGCUGCUCACUAGACUCCGACGGUUGACUCAAGGAACAAAGACCGUGGAAGAUUAUUUCCAAGAGAUGGAACGACUUAUGCUAAAGGCCGAUGUGGAUGAAACAACGGACGCGACCAUGGCCCGAUUUCUAAGUGGUCUGAACCGGGAUCUACAAGACCGAAUGGAGCUACAGAAGUACGCGAGCUUACCCGAGAUGUUGCACAAGGCCAUAUCGGUGGAACAACAGCUCAAGAGGAAGGGAACCUCUCGGCCCGCCUAUGGAACUAGCUCCCGGCUGAACUACCAAGAAGACAAGACCACUUAUCCAGCCCGGUCCGAUACGCGGUUUAAACCAGAAACCAAUCCAAGUUCCUCCACAGCCGAUUACCGAGGAAAAGCCGAGGGUACACCGGCUAGGACGCGAGACAUCGAGUGCUUUAAAUGCCGAGGUAAAGGGAAUUACACGAAUAAGUGUCCUAAUCAGCGUGCCAUGUUGAUUCUUGAUUCAGGUGAGAUCGUGUCUGAGGGAGAAGAAGACACUGGUCCUAAAUAUGAUGAUGAAGACGCUGAAAAAUAUGCGGCCGAGGGAGAGCUGUUAGUUGCAAGGCGAGUUCUACUAGCCCAUGAACCGGUUAAAGAGGAAGACCAAAGGGAGAACCUGUUCCACACGCGGUGCCAUGUGAUGGGCAAAGUUUAUAGCCUUAUUAUCGAUGGAGAGAGCUGUACGAAUGUCGCUAGUACCACUAUGGUGGAGAAGCUCGGCCUGGAAACACGCAAGCACCCUCAGCCCUACAGCCUCCGAUGGUUAAACAAUCAAAGACAGCUGAAGGUGACCAAACAGGUGUCGGUACCCUUGUCCAUUGGCCGAUAUGAAGACCAAGUUGUUUGCGAUGUAUUGCCUAUGGAAGUGGGUCAUAUCCUUCUAGGCCGUCCAUGGCAGUUUGAUAAGAAAGCCAUCCAUGCUGGAUUCACCAUCAAGCACACGUUUGAGCACCAUGGCCGAAAUAUCACCCUGGCGCCUUUAUCACCGCGAGAUGUUUAUCUAGACCAGAUGAAGCUUGAGCAAAGUAACAAAGGAAAGAGUGUAGUGAGCGAACCCCCAAACACCUCCACUAAAAAUGAAAGCCUGAGAGAACCCCCAGAAAAGGCCUUUCAGGGAACACUCGUGAGCAAAGAAACUCUUUUCGUGAGACCUUGUGAGCUUAAGCACGCGGUGCACACCAAACAAUCUCUCGUCCUACUAAUGUUUAAAUCUGCUUUGGCUAGCCUAACUGACCCACAGCCGGAUUUUCCGAGCAGUGUCUUACCCCUUUUGCAGGAAUUUAAAGACGUUUUCCCCGAUGAGAGCCCAGCGGUUUACCACCCAUACGCAGGAUUGAACACCAAAUAG